Molecule: messenger RNA, 4090 nt
Organism: Maniola jurtina (meadow brown)
Lineage: Eukaryota; Metazoa; Arthropoda; Insecta; Lepidoptera; Nymphalidae
Gene: DNAlig3
Product: DNA ligase 3
Exons: 4
Coding region: 350-3217 (955 amino acids)
Biological process (GO): double-strand break repair via alternative nonhomologous end joining; DNA biosynthetic process; mitochondrial DNA repair
Cellular component (GO): DNA ligase III-XRCC1 complex
Molecular function (GO): DNA ligase (ATP) activity; zinc ion binding; ATP binding
Source: RefSeq, a predicted model, not a curated record
AUUUGUCAGUGUCACGUGUCGCAUUCAAAAAUAUAUACAAAAACAUUAAAUUUUUAAAUUAGAAUUCCUCAUUAAUUUGGUUAGCAUUAAAUAAAAAAUGGGCUUUAUUUAACACGGAAAGAAUACAAGGUUUAUCUAACAUUGCAUAGGUACAUCAAAUCUUGUUCUAUAAAUCAUUGCAUAAUAAUAAAUUGUUCAUAGUUAUCACAACAACACAACGUAUUAGUUUUCUGUGUUUAUUUCUAUCAGUGAUUAGUGAAUGCAACCUUCCAAUAUAACCCAAUCCAAUAAAAAACUUGGUUUACAUAAUAUAUAUUUCAUGCGUGAUAAUAACGUAUAGGUACAAGAAAUGUCCGAUACAGCACCUUUUUUCGUCGACCGUGCCAAAGGAGGUCGAGCCUCCUGCAAAGGUUGUAAAGGGAACUGCCCCAGUGGAGAAUUGCGUAUUGCUAAACUAGUUUACAGCCCUUACGGAGAAAACCAACAGAUGAAAUCAUGGCACCAUAUAGACUGCCUUAUGAAUGUCCUUUUGAAGCAACGUCCCGCAACAAAGCGUAUAGACUCGAUCGACGAUAUCGGUAACUGGGAAAACAUAAGUAAGGAUGAUCAGGAGUUUAUACUGAAGAAAAUUAAUGAUAUGGAAAAGGUUUAUGCGGACAAAAAUAAUGGAAAAUACACUGCAAAAGUGAUAAAAAAUGAACCAUCAAAGAAAACAACCAAUACAAGCAUCCCAAGUACUAGUACUGACAAAGAUAGUACUAAUGAUGAUAAAAAACCAGAAGUUAUCGUAGAUGAUAAUAAGUUUAGCAAGUUUUUUUCAUUGUGCAUUAAAAUAUCAAAGGUUGACGCUUAUACAGACAAGACAGCAGUGGUAAACAAUUUCUUUACAAGAGGUAGUGAUGGUAAAACAUUUCAAGGAGAUCUUGCACUAUGGUGUAAAUUACUGCUCCCUCAAGUAUCCAAGAGAGUGUACAACCUCAAAAGUAAACAGCUGGUCAAACUUUUCUCAAGAAUAUUUAGAAUGGAUCAUGACGACAUGUUAACACACUUAGAACAAGGGGAUGUAGCCGAUACUAUUCAGCAUUUCUUCACUAAAUCCCAGACUUUCAAGCCUUCUAGUGAAAGUACUUUGAGUAUCCACGAAGUUGAAGAUUUUCUGGAAGACCUCUCAAAGUUGACAAGAGAAGAAGAGCAGAUUUACCAUUUUAAGAAAAUUGUAAAGCAAUGUACACUAGAUGACCUAAAAAUGCUAAUAAGGUUAAUAAAAGGAGAUUUACGAAUAAAUGCUGGUCCUAAACAUAUACUAGAAGGUGUGCAUCCUGACGCAUACAGUGUCUUUCAAACUUCUCGUGACCUUGACAUGAUGUUAAGUCGAGUUUUACCUCAAAGCAGUGCUGUGAAACAUAAGGAUGCGAUACAAAAAAAUGUACAAGCCAAACUGAGUCUUAUGACCCCAGUUUUACCUAUGUUAGCUGAAGCGUGUAAAUCGGUUGAAAUGGCUAUGAAAAAGUGCCCUAAUGGAAUGUUUUCUGAAAUUAAAUAUGACGGAGAAAGGGUACAAGUCCAUAAAAAGGGUGAUGAAUUUAAAUAUUUCUCGCGUGCAUUAAAACCUGUUAUGGCACAUAAAGUCAACCAUUUCAAAGACUACUUACCUAAAGCGUUUCCAAAAGGUAAUGAUUUGAUUUUGGACGCUGAAGUGUUAAUGGUAGAUGUUAAUACAGGUAAGCCAUUACCGUUUGGCACAUUAGGUAAACAUAAGGGUUCAGAGUUUAAGGAUGCGCAUGUAUGUUUGUAUAUUUUCGAUUGCCUGUAUUAUAACGGAGAGGUAUUGAUAGAUAUGCCUAUACGGAAGAGGCGUCAAAUACUUCAUGAUAAUAUGAUUGAGGUGAAGAAUCGGGUUAUGUUUUCGGAGCAACAGCUUAUAUACAAACCUGCUGACUUGGCCAAUAUGAUUGCAGAGGUUUUACAGCAUGGUCUAGAAGGGCUAGUGUUGAAAGAUUUGGAAUCAACCUACGAGCCAGGCAAGAGGCAUUGGUUGAAAGUGAAGAAGGACUACUUAUUUGAUGGUGCGAUGGCUGAUACUGCUGAUCUUGUGGUUUUGGGGGCUUGGUUUGGUACUGGCAAAAAAGGAGGCAUGAUGUCAGUAUUCCUAAUGGGUUGUCUAGACACUCGCAGAAAUUACUGGGUCACAGUGACAAAAGUCCACACUGGACAUGACGAUAGCACUUUAGAAAGGCUUCAGAAGGAAUUGGGCCCACUCAUGGUCAAAAUAUCACAAGAUUACACCAAAAUACCGCCAUGGCUGGACUGCAAUAAGGGGAUGGUGCCAGAUUUUGUUGCUAAAGACCCUAAGAAACAGCCUGUGUGGGAAAUAACUGGUACUGAACUAACGAAAGCCAACUUACACACAGCCGACGGCAUCUCUGUAAGAUUUCCAAGAGUAACUCGAAUACGAGACGACAAGGACUGGGAAACUGCUACCAACCUGGAUGAAUUGAAACACCUAUACAAAACAUCUAAGGAAAAAACUGAUGUCACACUUCUAAAUAAACUUGCAGCCAGUGCUGAUAACUAUGAGCCACCUGAAAAGAAAAUUAAACAGAGUCCUAAACCAAAGAAAAUAGUCACAAGCCCAGUUAAAAAUGGACUUUUAGACAAAUUUCUCGUUAAAGAAACCAAAUCGCCAAAACAAGAAAUAGAAGAUAUCAAAUCACCUAAAAAAGAAAAGAAUUUGAAUGAAAGUAGUUCACCAGAAAAAUUAGAAAAGAAAAGAAAGUUCGAUGAAUGCAGUUCAUCAGAAAAAUCAGAAAAGAAAAGAAAGAAAAUCGACGAAAGUGCUUCAUCAGACACACUGAGUGAAGCAAAUAGUUCUUUUGAAGAUGAAAAGAUGAAUUAUCCAGAAAAUCCUUUACCCGAUGCAUUCAAAGAUAAAAGAUUAGGGUUCUAUCCAGAUUUUAUAAGCAUUCCUGAAAAAUUAAGGAACACUUUUGAGAGACACUGGAUCGCUUACGGAGGUGUUAUAGUUAAAUCGGUGAAAUCAAUGGAUGUAGAUUAUGUUGUCCAUAACAAAGAUGUUAUUGAGUUUAAGAAAAUGAAAAAACUAAGGGAGAAGCUACCGGAAGAUGUAAGGCAUGUUACUAAGGGUUGGCUGAUCAAGUGUAUAAAUCGUGUUGAGUUGUGUGAUACUAAAGAUUUUGCCGUUUUCUUAGAACCUUGAUUGCUUUCAUAAGUUUAUGCAUACCAAUCAUAUUCUGAAAAACUGAAAACCAUGUUAAAAGUAUCUAAUGCUUGUAACUUCGUCCGCGUGGAUUUAGAUUUUUAGUUAUUCCGUGGAUUUUCCAGGAUAAAAAGGUAUGCCAAAAAUCACGUCAUUCCGUUGAUCUGUUGAGAUGUGAUUGAAGGACAAAUAAACUCAAUUUCGCUUUUAUAAUGUGGGUGGUAUUUAAGGGGAGCUUAUUUUAACUAAGAUGUUUUAGACAUUUAGUUCAUGCUGAACACUUGGAAACAAUCAAUUCUAUUAUAUUUCAGAUGGCCUUUAAAAAUCAGUGAUGAAAGUCUUGUCACGUAUUAAUUUAUUGUGAACAAAAUCGUCACAUGCGUAAUUUGUUCGCGUGUGUGCGCGUGUGUAUCCGUGUGUGCGUGUGUGUGUGUGCGUGUCUUUGACGCAAAAACUACUGGACUGAUUUUUCUGGGAAUGGCGAUAGAUUAUACUUACCUAGGCUACUUUUUAUCCCAUAAAAAGCAUGGUUCCCGUGGUUUUUUUUAAAUAUUAUUACAUCCACGCGGAGGAAGUCACAGACAUCACCUAGUGAAUAGUAACCAUGAACAAUCUCAUAAGAUUGUAUUUGAAAAUUGUGUACAUGAUUCAUAAUAAUUUGUUUAUUAUACUUACUUAAUUUUUGUAUGAAAAUUAAAAUAGUGAGAUCUUAAAUUCACUAUGAAUAUUUGAACUUAAUAUUAUGUGAUAGUAAUAAAUGUAUGUUUUAUGUAAAUAAUAAUUUCCAUUGGCUGGAGAGGUUUAAAAUUCAGCCAUUUUACUAAGUUAUUGUAUUUUAAUUAUUGUUUUUUAUGAAUAAACAAAAUGUUGCUA